GGGGAGGAGGGAGCCGGGGCUGCGGGCGGCUCGCAGGGCGGGGGACGCGUCUCGCACACGCACACGCGCGGCAGCCCCGGGACCGGCGGCUCCUCCCGCCGCAUUAAAACGAGCCAAGUUCCCCGCCGGGGGCAGCGGCGGGUCCGGGCGGUGCGGCCGGUCCGGGCGGUGCUGCCCGGCCCCGGGGAUGCACCCGAACGCCACGGCCCCGGCCGUGCCCGCCGGGCCCCUGCACCCGCACCCCAGCGGCUAUGCCAACGCCUCCAACCGCUCCGACCUGCUCCCCAAAGUGCCCGACGAGGAGGAUCUGGACGUCAACACCGACAUCUACUCCAAAGUGAUGGUGACCGUCAUCUACUUGGCUCUUUUCUUGGUGGGCACCGUGGGCAACUCCAUCACGGCUUACACGCUGGUGCGCAAGAAGUCGCUGCAGAACCUGCAGAGCACCGUGCACUACCACCUGGCCAGCCUCGCCUUCUCCGACCUCCUCAUCUUCCUCCUCUGCAUGCCCAUCGAGCUCUACAACUUCAUCUGGGUCCAUCAUCCCUGGGCUUUCGGGGGGGCCGUUUGCAAGGGCUACUACUUCCUCCGGGACGCCUGCACCUAUGCCACGGCGCUCAACAUCGCCAGCCUCAGCAUGGAGCGCUACAUGGCCAUCUGCCACCCCUUCAAAGCCAAGAGCAUCAUGUCCCGCAGCCGCACCAAGAAGUUCAUUAGCUGCAUCUGGAUCGCCUCCUUCCUCCUCGCCAUCCCCAUGAUCUUCACCAUGGGGCAGAUCUACGCCAAGGACCAGGAUCCCGACUCCCUCAUCUGCACCACCAUCGUGGACACCUCCACGCUGAAGACGGUCAUCCAGGUCAACACCUUCAUCUCCUUCGUGUUCCCCAUGGUCGUCAUCUCCGUGCUCAACACCAUCAUCGCCAACCAGCUCAUUGUCAUGUUCAAGCAGGCGGCCCAGGAGAACCAGGUGUGCACCAUCGGCGGGCAGCAGACGAUGCUCAGCAUGUCCAUGGAGCCCAGCCGCGUGCAGGCCUUGAAACACGGCGUGAGGGUCCUGCGUGCUGUGGUGAUCGCCUUCGUGGUCUGCUGGCUCCCUUACCACAUACGGCGCCUCAUGUUCUGCUACGUCCCCUCCAGCCACUGGACAGAUUUCCUUUACAACUUCUACCACUACUUCUACAUGCUGACAAACGUCCUCUUCUACGUCAGCUCAGCAAUCAACCCCAUCCUCUACAACCUGGUGUCGGCAAACUUCCGUCAGAUCUUUGUCUCUACACUCACACUCGUGUGCCUGCCAUGGAGGAAGAAGAAGAAACGACUGGCCUUCACCAGGAAAUCCAACAGUAUCUCCAGCAACCACACAUUUUCCAGCCAGGUCACAAGGGAGACCACAUACUGAAGCCAAAGGAGGAAGGGAAAUGCAAUUCAUCAUGGAGUCAAAACUUGAGAGAGGCCUCUGUGACUCUCGUGCAUGGUCUCCAAAUUCACGUAACACAAAUGUGUUUAGCAAAGUCAUUUUUGUUGGAAAAAUAGGCUUUGUUCCGCCAGUAACUUUGAGGUUAUUUUAAAGCAUUGGCCUUGCCUCUUGUGAGUAAUGUCUACACAUAUUGUAACUUCAGUCUGGCAUAAAUCCAGAUGUGGUGUUAACUGGGAAGCCAAAAUAUGUUAAACUUAGGCAAAACCGUACUGCAUUUCAUCCUUUUCUCAGUGCAGAGAUGCCGUGUUCACAUCCAAGGGUUUGAGAUCACAUCUCUUGGUGGCACCGAGCAGAGAACCCAAUGAGGAGAAAGCAGUUUUGAACAGAGAGGGAUGUUUUUGGAGAAUGGACAUGCUCAUCUAUGGGAUGUCCAAUGGACAAGGAGUGAAAGCUCAGGGAGCCAGGUGGUUACUUUAGAAAUAUAUCUACAUUUUGAGUAAUAUGACCAAGGUGCUCAAGAGAGCCACUCUGGCUCCUUGAAAUCAAAUAAGAACAGAUGAUGCCUUACCUAGGCUGGGGUGGCUGUGGCCUGGGGGAAUGGGGGGCAUCUUUGGCUUUAGGGCAUCCAUAGUGCCUGGCACAGCAAAUCCCCUCUCUUGCUGGUUUUGGUGUCACAACACCAAUAAAUAGCAGAGUCUCUGGCAAAGUCAAGAAUUCAGAGGCUGUGCCCAGCUGGAGUGCUGAAAAUGAACGGAAAUGGAAAAUCUUAUUCUUUCCAUACAGUCAAAUCCUAUUUUUUACUAUGGAGAACAGUUUGCUGGCCUGCAUUAAGAGGUGAGAAAACUUCAAGGUCAUGAGUGCUCCAGGCUGCUGAGGUAAGAGCAAUCUGCUCCAAUUCUGUAAGACCUUCAGAUUUUUCCCAUUCUUAUUCCAGUUUUACCUGUUUCCUCCCCUUUUCCACACAGCUGAUGUCUCAUAGGUUAUAGCAGCUGUAGGCAGCAGGGCUUCUUGUUUUAUCUUUUCUUUUGUUUCUUUUUACUGCCAUACCUGUUGGCACACUGAUCUGUACCCAAAAUCUUCAGGUAGUGCAAAUGGAGAACACAAGAAGGUCUAACCUGAGGAGUCUUAACUCUAAAACAACUUUUUUCACAAGCCAGAGGAACAAGAAAUUUCUCAGUUCAGGACAGGUGGCAUGAGCUUUUCUCCCAUAUGGUUCCACCUCUAACAGCCCUUUAACUAUGUGAUACAGCAUGUUGCUCCAGAGUCUUUAAUACCAGAAAUCACAGGGCUCUGGGACAAGUUGAAGGGCUUUCCCUGCUGUC
Corapipo altera (White-ruffed manakin) is the source of this 2739-nucleotide messenger RNA. RefSeq names its product neurotensin receptor 1 (gene NTSR1). The coding region runs from base 188 to 1399 and encodes 403 amino acids. Gene Ontology annotation, molecular function: G protein-coupled neurotensin receptor activity. Gene Ontology annotation, biological process: neuropeptide signaling pathway. NCBI's taxonomy places the organism in Eukaryota, Metazoa, Chordata, Aves, Passeriformes, Pipridae. The transcript has 4 exons. Gene Ontology annotation, cellular component: plasma membrane. The record is from RefSeq and is a predicted model, not a curated record.